AUUGUUUUAAUAACCAUUCGUAUACGCGAUUUUUCAAGGCAGGUUUCACAUAGCCAGCAUUGCGUUAAGCAUUCGAGUCACGUUGUAUGUGGUUUAUAUAAUAUGGCUCAAUCACAAACCCAGGAAAAGCUCACGCGAAUUGCCAUAGUAAGAACUGAUAAGUGUAAACCAAAAAAAUGCAAACUGGAGUGCAAAAAGUGUUGUCCCGUAAAUCGAAUGGGCAAAUUAUGUAUCGAGGUGACGCCCACGGAUAAAAUAGCCCUCAUUUCCGAAGAGUUAUGCAUUGGUUGCGGUAUUUGUGUGAAAAAAUGCCCUUUCGAAGCGAUAAGUAUAAUUAACUUGGCUAGUAAUCUUGAGAGCCAGAUUACUCAUCGUUUUGGUCCAAAUGCCUUCAAAUUACACAGACUUCCGAUGCCCAGACCUGGGGAGGUUCUUGGUUUAGUAGGAACAAACGGAAUCGGUAAAUCCACAGCUUUGAAAAUUCUUCAUGGAAAGUUGAAACCGAAUUUGGGUAGAUUCAGGGAUCCACCAGAUUGGACUGAUAUUCUGCUUUAUUUUCGUGGAUCUGAACUUCAAAACUAUUUCACGAAGAUAUUGGAAGAUAAUUUGAAGGCCGUAACCAAACCUCAAUAUGUUGACCAGAUUCCAAAGCUCGUGAAUGGUGUCGUGCAAGAACUGCUCGAUCGGAAAGAUGAUAAAGGCAACCAGGAUGUUAUUCUUGAUACCCUUGAUCUCACUCAUCUGACUGAACGCAAAGUCGCUGAACUAUCUGGUGGUGAACUUCAGCGUUUUGCUAUUGCCAUGGUCUGUAUUCAAAAGGCCCAUAUUUACAUGUUUGAUGAACCAAGUUCUUAUCUUGAUGUGAAGCAGCGUCUUAAUGCUGCCAUCAUGAUUCGUGAUCUCCUCGAUAAAUCCAAUUAUGUCGUUGCUGUUGAACAUGAUCUUUCCGUGCUUGACUACCUCUCGGAUUAUAUCUGUUGUCUCUAUGGCGUUCCGGGAGCCUAUGGUGUUGUUACUAUGCCCUUUUCUGUUCGUGAGGGAAUUAAUAUUUUCCUUGACGGUAUGGUUCCAACGGAAAACUUGCGGUUCCGUGACGUCCCACUAGUCUUCAAGGUGGUCUCUGAAACAGGAAUUGAGGAGGAAAUUAAGCGAACAGCACGAUAUGAAUAUCCUUCAAUGACCAAGACCCUUGGCUCAUUCAAACUCGAGAUUCAAGCUGGUUCCUUUUCUGAUUCCGAAAUCAUUGUAAUGUUGGGCGAAAACGGUACUGGGAAGACAACGUUCAUUCGAAUGCUCGCUGGUAGUCUAAUGCCUGAUGGUGGUGUAAAGAUGCCCUCUCUGAAUAUCUCUUACAAACCCCAAAAGAUUAGUCCAAAGACCGAUAAGACUGUCCAAAAUCUCUUCUACGAAAAGAUUAAGACAGCCUUCAUUCAUCCACAAUUCGCCACUGAUGUACUUAAACCCCUCCAAAUGGAACGACUUUACCAACAAUAUGUUCAAAAUCUCUCUGGUGGUGAGUUGCAGCGUGUAGCCAUCGUGUUGUGUUUGGGCUUGCCAGCUGAUGUGUACUUAAUUGACGAACCAUCGGCUUACUUGGACUCUGAACAACGUCUCUACUGUGCCAAGGUCAUCAAACGAUUCAUUAUGCACGCGAAGAAGACAGCCUUCAUUGUGGAACACGAUUUCAUCAUGGCUACUUAUCUUGCCGAUCGUGUUGUAGUAUUUGAGGGUACUCCUGGUGUUAGUGCUGUUGCCACAAGUCCGCAAAACAUGGUGUCGGGAAUGAAUCAAUUCCUUAAAGCCUUGAAUAUCACAUUCCGUCGUGAUUCGCGAAAUUGUCGACCUCGAAUCAAUAAGUUAAACUCCGUGAAAGACGUGGAACAGAAACACGCCGGAAAUUUCUUCUUCCAUGAUGAUUAA
Molecule: messenger RNA, 1920 nt
Organism: Rodentolepis nana
Lineage: Eukaryota; Metazoa; Platyhelminthes; Cestoda; Cyclophyllidea; Hymenolepididae
Source: the annotation of a GenBank genome assembly